AUGCCUACCGUUGAGUCGACGGCGGCAGACCAUGCCAUGGACGGGUUGAAAGAUCCAAAGCUGAUGCUCAACGACGUGGACGAGGCCGCCCAGCUGCUGGGGGACUUCGAUCAUGAGGUGCAACAACCAUUGUCGCCCCAGGACGAUCGCCGUAUUCUGCGCAAGGUCGAUAUGUGCCUUCUUCCUCUACUGUUCUUCUCGUACCUCUUCCAGUACCUCGACAAGCAAGCAAUGGGAUACAGCGCAAUCAUUGGUCUCAGAACGGACCUGCACCUAGUCGGACAGGACCACUCUUGGGCGAGCAGUAUUUUUUACUUUGGAUACCUCUCUGCGUCCGGUAUUGUUGCUUUGUUGAUUGUUCGCUUGCCCAUAGGCCGCUUCAUGUCUGUUUCCAUAAGAGUUUGGGCGGCCAUUCUCAUGCUUACCGUACUGGCCAAGAACGCAUCAGGCCUUUGGGCAGCACGCUUCUUCCUGGGAUUUGUUGAGUCUGCUAUUGCGCCUUCUAUGAGCCUUAUUAUAUCACUGUGGUACAAGAGGUCUGAACAGCCCAUUCGACAGACAGCCUGGUUUAUGGGAAAUGUCAUCGGCAGCUUAUGUGGUGGCUUGCUGGGAUAUGGCAUUGGACACGUUCACUCGAUCGCACCUUGGAAGAUCAAACGAUAUCAAAUCGUGGAGGCAUUCCUUGACCCCAAGACAUGGCUGCUUGCUGCGUUCCAAUUUACACAAAACGUACCGAAUGGCGGCGCGGGUUCGUUUGCCUCGAUUGUCGUCGAGGGAUUUGGUUUCAAUGAACUCAACACCCUUCUUGUCCAGAUGAUUGGGACCGGUUUCCAAAUUUUUUUUGUUGUGAUGUCUGCACUUGGUAGCACAUACCUCAAAAACACGCGUACCUUGUGGAUGGCUUGGAAUACCAUCGUCGCACUUGUUGGAAGCGUCAUGAUUCGGCAAAUCUCAUCUGAGCAUAUCUGGGCUCGUUUCAUGGGAUACUGCUUUAUCAUCGUCUUUUCCGCCAACUUCCCGCUAACAAUGGCCAUGAUUACAAGCAACACUGCUGGGUUUACCAAGAAGUCCACGGUGACUGCAAUCGUUUUCGUGGCAUACUGCGCCGGUAACAUUGUCGGGCCUCAGAUCAUGUUUGCUGAUCAGGCGCCUAGCUACCCAUCUGGGUUCGCAGGAAUGCUUGUGUGCUUUGCUAUCUCGGCUGUGAUCAUUGUGGUACUCCGUUUCUAUCUGCAGUGGGAGAACAAGAAGCGCGAUGCCCUCGACGAGACGUCCGAGGUUAUCGAGGUCAACGGUGUGCCUGUAUCCUUGAAUCUGAUUGAUAGGACGGAUCCCUCGGCCACGCUGCCCGUCACCGAAACCGGCUACUUUCACAAGCUUUUCGGGGGAUAUCUUUCUUCACCGGCCCAAGCUCCAAAAACGUCCAACAACCAAUUCAUUUUGACCGUCUUGUCUUCAGAGGCAGAGCUUCUGCUGUUUGUAUUCAUGGCCACCAAAGGGGCUGCGCGGCUUCUGCUGAAGCGUGAGAUACAAGCGACUCGGACUUCAAUUCGUGCUGUUAACCCCAGACGCGGUUUCGCCCCGCCACCACCAACCCGGCGACAAUAUUGCAGUAUCGCCAGGCCGUUUAAUAUUCGCCAUCAACACGGACAGAGUCGAGCCUUUUCAGGCUCGGCGAGGAGGCAAGAUGCGGACGAAGCAGCUCUCGAUCCUAGUCAGGUUGAGAGGGAGUCGGACGAGGUAGAUGUCUGUAUAGUCGGAGGAGGCCCAGCAGGUCUCGCAGCGGCUAUUAGAUUGAAGCAACUCGCCAAUGAAGCAGGAAACGAGGAGUUUCGCGUCAUCCUCUUGGAAAAGGCUGGCGAAUUGGGAGCGCACAUAGUUUCAGGGAACGUCCUCCAACCCACCGCUCUAAAUGAACUGCUACCAGACUGGCUGGACGAAAAUAAUCCGUCGCGCUUCGAAAAUGUUACACCGGCUAAGAACGACAAGAUGCGCUUUUUGACGAAAACACGAUCGAUACCGAUCCCCGCGCCGCCUCAAAUGAACAACCAUGGAAACUACAUUGUCAGCCUGAGCGAGUUGACGAAAUGGUUGGGAGAACGCGCCGAGGAGCUAGGUGUUGAAGUCUAUCCGGGCUUUGCUGCUAGUGAAGUGCUGUACAAACCUGAUGGCUCUGUGCGCGGCGUUGCAACCAAUGAUUUGGGCAUUGGCCGAGAUGGAAAACCUAGAGAAAAUUUUGAGAGAGGAAUGGAGUUCCAUGCUAGAACCACCCUGUUGGCUGAAGGCUGUCACGGUAGCCUGACAAAGCAAGUUAUCAAAAAAUUCGAUCUCCGUCGGGAUAGUCAACCACAGACGUAUGGGCUAGGCAUUAAAGAAGUCUGGGAGAUUCAACCCGAAAAAUUCAACGCCGGCGAGAUUGUCCACUCCAUGGGUUAUCCAUUGCCAUCAGACACAUAUGGAGGAGCAUGGAUGUACCAUUUUGGUGAAAACCUCGUCAGCAUUGGAUUAGUUGUCGGGUUGGAUUACCCCAAUCCAUGGCUUUCUCCAUACCAGGAAUUCCAGAAACUGAAGCACCACCCUCUUUUCAAGGACGUACUUGAGGGGGGUAAGUGUAUUUCAUAUGGCGCGCGAGCCUUGAACGAAGGCGGUUUUCAGUCCAUCCCGAAAGUCGCAUUUCCCGGAGGAGCUUUGAUUGGGGAUACUGCCGGUUUCUUGAACGUUCCCAAGAUCAAAGGAACGCAUACUGCAAUCAAAUCUGGGAUGCUUGCAGCAGAGGCUACAUUUUCCGCCCUACAAGAUAACAGUGAUGGCAGUGUCUUUUUAUACAACUACGAGAACUCCCUGCGUGAAUCGUGGAUUUGGAAAGAACUCAAGGAGGUCCGAAACAUGCGGCCUUCAUUUGGCACCGCUCUUGGCUUGUAUGGUGGAAUUGUGUACUCGGGUCUCGAGGCUUUCAUUCUCCGCGGCAGGGCUCCGUGGACAUUGAAACAUCACUCCACCGAUUCUGCGGCGACGAAGCUGGCUUCUCAAUGCAACAAGAUUGAGUAUCCAAAGCCUGACGGUGUGAUCAGUUUCGAUAUUUUGACUAGUGUAAGCCGUACCGGAACCAACCACGAAGAGGAUCAGCCAGUCCAUCUGCAGGUCAAGGACUGGGAUGAGCAUACCACCGCAGCAUGGCCCAAGUACCGGGGACUAGAAAACCGAUUCUGUCCCGCUGGUGUGUAUGAGUACCUCGAAGACCCGUCUAAGGAGCACGGGGUCCGAUUUCAAAUAAAUGCACAGAAUUGUAUCCAUUGCAAGACUUGCGAUAUCAAAGUCCCGACUCAAGACAUCAACUGGCAGACUCCCCAAGGCGGCGAAGGGCCUAAGUACUUUAUGACCUAA
This is a messenger RNA of Talaromyces atroroseus, 3384 nucleotides long. RefSeq lists its product as hypothetical. The coding region runs from base 1 to 3384 and encodes 1127 amino acids. NCBI's taxonomy places the organism in Eukaryota, Fungi, Ascomycota, Eurotiomycetes, Eurotiales, Trichocomaceae. Gene Ontology annotation, cellular component: mitochondrial inner membrane. Gene Ontology annotation, biological process: electron transport chain; transmembrane transport. The record is from RefSeq and is a predicted model, not a curated record. The transcript has 9 exons. Gene Ontology annotation, molecular function: iron-sulfur cluster binding; electron-transferring-flavoprotein dehydrogenase activity; transmembrane transporter activity.